AAAAAAACCCUAAACGGCUAGCCUCAGGUUGGGAGUCAAAAACAGCAGUCCCAAAUCCACAUGGUGGCUGUGCUAUGUGCUAUGCGAUACUAAUCCGCUUCCGCCGUUACGCUUCUUCGUCUUCUGCAUUUUCCCCUUCCCGGCUUCGUAAAGUUCUCUCUUUUGCCUCCUUCUCCUCCGCAUCGCAGUCCACAUUUCAAGCAUCAGCAGCCAUGGUGGCUCAUGCGAAAGACGAAGCCUAUCUCAACACCACCAUCCCCAAGCGUAUCAAACUCUUCGAGGCCAUCAAAGCUCAGCAACUCGCUCAUCGCCAAUCCCUCCCAGCCGAUCCCAUCAAGAUAACUCUGCCGGACAAGAAUGUCAAGGAAGGGAAGAAGUGGGUGACCUCACCCAUGGAUAUUGCCAGAGAAAUUUCCAAGAAUUUGGCUGCAAAUGCUUUGAUUGCCAAAGUGAAUGGGGUCCUAUGGGAUAUGACAAGGCCCUUGGAAGGUGAUUGUGAGCUUCAGAUUUUCAAGUUUGAAGACGAUGAAGGACGUGACACUUUUUGGCAUUCCAGUGCUCACAUUUUGGGGCAGGCCCUUGAGAAGGAGUAUGGAUGUAGGCUCUGCAUUGGGCCCUGCACCACUAGAGGAGAGGGAUUCUAUUAUGAUGCGUUUUAUGGUGAAUUGAGUUUGAAUGAUGAUCACUUUAAGCAGAUAGAGUCUGAAGCUUCGAAGGCUGUUAAGGAGCAACAGCCAUUUGAACGUAUUGAAGUAUCAAAGGAUCAAGCACUUGAAAUGUUUUCUGAUAAUAAGUUUAAGGUUGAGAUCAUCAAUGAUUUGCCUGCAGACAAAACCAUCACAGUAUACAGAUGUGGUCCCUUGGUUGAUCUUUGUCGUGGGCCCCAUAUACCUAACACAUCCUUUGUGAAAGCACUUGCUUGUCUAAAGGCUUCCUCAGCAUAUUGGAGGGGGGACAAAGACCGUGAAAGUUUACAGAGAGUUUAUGGGAUAUCUUAUCCUGAUCAGAAGAGUUUGAAGGAAUACAUCAACCGGCUGGAGGAAGCUAAAAAGUAUGACCACAGACUGUUGGGAGUAAAACAGGAACUAAUUCUUCAUCAUGAGUGGAGCCCAGGCAGUUGGUUUUUUCUUCCCCAUGGCACACGGAUUUACAACAAACUGAUGGAAUUCAUUCGAAAUCAAUAUAGGGAAAGAGGUUACCAAGAGGUUAUAUCUCCUAAUGUAUAUAAUAUGGAGCUGUGGGAGCAAUCUGGACAUGCUGCAAACUACAAGGAGAAUAUGUUUGUCUUUGAGAUUGAAAAGCAGGAGUUUGGGUUGAAACCAAUGAAUUGCCCAGGUCAUUGCCUGAUGUUUAAGCACAGAGUUCGCUCAUAUAGAGAACUUCCUCUUCGACUGGCUGAUUUUGGGGUUUUACAUCGUAAUGAGGCCAGUGGUGCCCUGAGUGGAUUGACUCGUGUUAGGAGAUUUCAGCAGGAUGAUGCCCAUAUCUUCUGCAGGGAGUCACAGGUAAAGGAGGAAGUGAGAGGCGCCUUGGAUUUUAUCAACUAUGCCUAUAACGUAUUUGGUUUCACCUAUGAUCUGAAGCUUUCCACGAGGCCAGAGAAAUACCUUGGAGAUUUAUCAACAUGGGAGAAGGCUGAAACCGCGCUUAAGGAAGCUUUAGAUGAGUUUGGGAAGCCUUGGCAGAUAGAUGAAGGGGAUGGUGCAUUCUACGGACCAAAGAUAGAUAUCAGUGUAUCUGACGCUCUGAACAGGAAAUUUCAGUGUGCAACUUUGCAGCUUGACUUCCAGCUUCCUGAUCGUUUUAAGUUGGAAUACUCAGCUGAGGAUGAAGCCAAAAUUGAAAGACCUGUAAUGAUACACAGAGCCAUUCUAGGAUCUGUUGAGCGCAUGUUUGCUAUAUUAUUGGAGCAUUACAAGGGUAAAUGGCCCUUCUGGCUCAGUCCUCGGCAAGCGAUUCUAUGCCCUGUGUCCGAGAAAUCACAGUCUUACGCAAUUGAGGUGCGAGAUAAGAUUCAUCGAGCAGGUUAUUAUGUUGAUGCGGAUACAACUGAUAGGAAGAUUCAGAAGAAGGUGCGUGAAGCUCAGUUAGCACAAUACAACUACAUACUGGUGGUUGGAGAGGAGGAAGCUAAGACCGGACAGGUAAGUGUACGGGUUAGAGAUAACUCAGACCACAAGGUUAUGAGUAUUGAGAGCCUACUCACUCUCGGUGAUGAAGUUGCAGCUUUCCAUUGAGCAUUUCCUCUGAAAACUGUUAAAGCACGCUCUAUCUGUCAUUUCAUUCUUUCAUAUACUCUAGUGUACAUUAUUUAUAAACCCAACCAAUCUCAAUUUAGCCUGUUUGUGUGGCAAAAAAAAAAAAAAAAAAGAACAAUUUAGCCUGUUUGAUUUUCAGAUCUCAUGUGGAUAUAGAUCAAUGAUUUAACCUUCUUUUGUGCCCAUAUCACAAUGCAAAGGCGUCUUAAGUAAUACUUUUUUUUUU
Messenger RNA from Neltuma alba, 2484 nucleotides. Its product is annotated as threonine--tRNA ligase, mitochondrial 1-like. The record is from RefSeq and is a predicted model, not a curated record. Gene Ontology annotation, molecular function: threonine-tRNA ligase activity; ATP binding. Gene Ontology annotation, biological process: threonyl-tRNA aminoacylation. NCBI's taxonomy places the organism in Eukaryota, Viridiplantae, Streptophyta, Magnoliopsida, Fabales, Fabaceae. Gene Ontology annotation, cellular component: cytoplasm; chloroplast; mitochondrion.